Messenger RNA from Fragaria vesca subsp. vesca, 695 nucleotides. RefSeq lists its product as uncharacterized. The record is from RefSeq and is a predicted model, not a curated record. Bases 153 to 560 code for a protein of 135 amino acids. The transcript is spliced from 2 exons. Lineage: Eukaryota; Viridiplantae; Streptophyta; Magnoliopsida; Rosales; Rosaceae. Gene Ontology annotation, molecular function: protein binding.
GUACAAGCGGCUACCUGAAUCAUUCACAAACUGAUCAGACUCAUCAGAGGAUUGAUCAUAGCUACACAUCAUUUUCUUCCCAUCGUCUGUCCAUCUCCAACCGGCACAAAUACAAUGAAACAUUGUUAAUAACACCAGAAACUAGUCCCCAAAUGCCUUCACCCAAACAAAAGCCAACAAGAUCCUACAUCCCUUUUCAACAGCAUGAUUCUUUAGUUGAGCCUACAUAUUAUGACUACUCAUUCAUGCCUAGUUACAUGGCCAACACACAAUCUUCAAGGGCCAAAAAAGUCAGGUCACAAAGUGAACCUAAGCAACGACCUGAUGGGAGCAACAACUAUAAAAGCAAGCACACAGAACUAGUAGAUUCAACAGAUGAACAGUUUCUGAGACGUUCGUCUUCACAGUUCAAAACCAAUGAUCAGAAAAACCAUGAUCUGUUUGGUAAGCUCUAUAGACCAAGAAGAUUGUUUGAGGAUAACAAGUAUGAUUACAUUAAUCCAAGUCAUUCCCAGUAUACUGAAUCUCUAGCUUCAGAGCCCCAUGUGAUAUUGUACUAAUAGCUCCUCGCACAUCGAUAUUGAGUUGGGAAAGGUAAACGGAUUCGAUGCUGAAGAUCAAAUUCUCUUGUAAUCAGUAAUAGUAAAAGUUCAGUGAAGUAUACACUAUACUAAUUAAUUACUAAUUGUACUUGU